Molecule: messenger RNA, 596 nt
Organism: Prorocentrum cordatum
Lineage: Eukaryota; Dinophyceae; Prorocentrales; Prorocentraceae
Source: the annotation of a GenBank genome assembly
CUCGGCUGCGGCGAGUCGUUCGGGCAGGAGCAGCUGGAGCGCGUGAAGCAGGCGCUGAUGCCCAUCUGGAACUCCUUGCCGAAAACGGGCGACGGCCGCAUCGAGCGACGCCUGCUCCGGUAUGUGACCCACCGCUACUUCAUGAAGACGUCCUCCAUCAUGAUCCGCGGCUUCGAGCCGUCCCGCCCCUCGAACCAGUCGCUCGUGGGCGCGGCCGACAUCCUGAGCCAGCAGGUGCCCGCCGCCGUGGAGGCCGCGCUCGAGUCGAAGCACGCGCAGGAGCGGGGCUUCGACCUCACGGACGCGGCGCACAUGGUGGCGACGAUCGAGAAGCUCAUCGCCGAGUGGGACGCUGGGCUGCUGGAGAAGGUGUACCGCGACACGGGCAUGCCCAUGAACGAGCCGAUAGGCCGUGAGGGCCUGGAGAAGGUGUUGCAGGACUACACACUUUAUUGGAUGAUGGGCGACGACGUCGAGUCCAUUCAGUCCUUCAUCAGAGAUCGCAUCACCCUCAUGCACACUUUCCCGCACUGGCACGCUCUCCAGCAGUUCACGAACGGGCAGAUCAGGAGACCACGCUUAGGGGCGUAGAGAGG